This is a messenger RNA of Vicia faba (fava bean), 909 nucleotides long. NCBI's taxonomy places the organism in Eukaryota, Viridiplantae, Streptophyta, Magnoliopsida, Fabales, Fabaceae. The record is from the annotation of a GenBank genome assembly.
AUGGCUCGUAAUGAAGAGAAAGCUCAAUCGAUGCUCAACCGUUUCAUCACCAUGAAAGCCGAAGAGAAAAAGAAACCGAAAGAACGCCGUCCUUUUCUCGCCUCCGAGUGCCGCGACCUCAACGAAGCAGACAAAUGGCGUCAACAGAUAAUGCGCGAGAUCGGUCGUAAAGUCGCCGAGAUCCAGAACGAAGGUCUCGGCGAGCACCGUCUCCGUGACCUUAACGACGAAAUCAAUAAACUCAUUCGGGAAAAAGUUCAUUGGGAGCGGCGAAUUGUCGAGCUCGGUGGUCCGAAUUACGCUCGACAUUCGGCUAAAAUGACUGAUCUCGAUGGAAAUAUUGUAGAUGUUCCAAACCCUAGCGGCCGUGGUCCUGGCUAUCGUUACUUCGGCGCUGCGAAGAAACUCCCCGGUGUGCGUGAGUUGUUUGAGAAACCGCCUGAGCUUCGCAAGCGGAGAACUCGAUAUGAUAUAUAUAAGCGAAUCAAUGCAGCUUAUUAUGGUUACCGCGACGAUGAGGAUGGUAUUCUUGAACGCCUUGAGGCACCUGCUGAGGAAGGUAUGCGAGAUGAAGCGAAAGAGGAGUGGCGUCGGCUUGAUAUGAUAAGAAAGGAGGCUAGAAAGGCUGUUCGGAGUGGGGAGGUUGCUGAGGUUUCAACUGCUGCUAGGGAGAUACUUCAUGAGGAGGAGGAAGAUGUGGUGGAGGAGGAGAGGAUGAAGGAGAGGGAGAUGAGGAGGUUGGAUGAGAAACAUAGGGAAUUUAUUGUUCAUGUGCCGUUGCCGGAUGAGAAGGAGAUUGAGAAGAUGGUGUUGCAGAAGAAGAAGACGGAUUUGUUGAAUAAGUAUGUUAGUGAUGUUCUCAUGGAGGAGCAGACUGAAGCUAAGGACUUGCUUAACAUUCAUCGUUAG